AUGGCGAUGACAAUGACAAUGACUAGCGCGAUGCCCAUGCCAACCGGCGGCCACCACGACCACCACGACCACCACGGCAUGCACGAUAUGGGCAUGGGUGGGAACCAGUGUAAGAUAUCCCUUGUUGUAUCUGCUUCCAACCUCUUCCGCAAGGAUGGCCAUCUCAUGAGACGACGGAUAGGUUUCAUAUCGUCAACAUGGCGAAUCACCUCCAGAGGCAUGUUCGCGGGCUCCUGUAUCGGCGUGAUCCUGCUCGUCAUGUCCCUCGAGUUUCUGCGCCGUGUAGGCCAUGAAUUCGACAGCUACAUUGCCGGCCAACCGUCUCUAUUCAAUAGCUUCAGCUCCAGUUCCACCGCCUUAGGAUCUCCAAAUGGAAGUAAAGACGCCGACCAGCCCAAGCCAGAUAGCCCCGGGUCAAGCUCAGCACUAAAUAGAUGUGCUGACCCGGCUGUGGGAGGAAGACGCUCGCCAACUCUCCUGCAGCAUACUCUGCGGUCCCUGUUGCAUAUGGUGCAGUUUGGUGUAGCAUAUUUCAUAAUGUUGCUGGCCAUGUACUAUAACGGAUAUUUCAUCAUCUGCAUACUCAUCGGGGCAUUCCUGGGUAGCUUUGUCUUCUCCUGGAAGAGCCAAGAGAAACGGUGA
Molecule: messenger RNA, 642 nt
Organism: Microsporum canis CBS 113480
Lineage: Eukaryota; Fungi; Ascomycota; Eurotiomycetes; Onygenales; Arthrodermataceae
Product: high affinity copper transporter
Exons: 2
Coding region: 1-642 (213 amino acids)
Biological process (GO): copper ion transmembrane transport
Cellular component (GO): membrane
Molecular function (GO): copper ion transmembrane transporter activity
Source: RefSeq, a predicted model, not a curated record